Brettanomyces nanus is the source of this 1173-nucleotide messenger RNA. RefSeq lists its product as uncharacterized. The record is from RefSeq and is a predicted model, not a curated record. NCBI's taxonomy places the organism in Eukaryota, Fungi, Ascomycota, Pichiomycetes, Pichiales, Pichiaceae. Gene Ontology annotation, biological process: mitochondrial tRNA methylation; tRNA N1-guanine methylation. Gene Ontology annotation, cellular component: mitochondrial matrix; cytoplasm. The transcript is spliced from 2 exons. The coding region runs from base 1 to 1173 and encodes 390 amino acids.
AUGCAUCUUCCGAGAAUACCCUUUAUAGAAUGCUUGAGCAAAGAUGAGAUUCCGGAGCAAGUAAGGCCUACUUUUGAGUUAGAGAAUCAAAAGCUUAAAGCUAUAGUUCUCAAUGAUAGAUUGACGGUCACAGAGAAGGAUGCAACAACUGCAGACCUAGACAUCGACUACAAACCGGAGCAACUCGAAGAGGUACUUUCCAAAAAAUGCAUUGAAUUUAUAGACAAAUUGGAAGGUAUCUAUCGACUUCAUCGCUUGGUUUUUGAUUAUAGCUUUUGGAAAGCAGAGGAGAUAUUGAGAUCAGUCUUGCCAGAAGAAUUGCAAGAUGAUGUUCCAUCAUCGUUUACGAAAACUGGACAUCUUGCACAUUUAAAUUUAAAGGACGAGUAUAAGGCUUAUGAUUCGAUCAUUGGGCAAGUUAUUCUUGACAAGAAUCCUUCAAUCACUACAGUUGUAGAUAAGGUGGACAGUAUAGAAACUAAGUAUAGGACCUUCAAGAUGAAAGUCAUAGCGGGAGAGCCAAACUUUAUGGUGACUCAAAGAGAAAGUGACUGUGAGUUUACAUUUGAUUUCAGUAAAGUCUACUGGAAUUCAAGAUUAUCCACUGAGCACGGUCGACUUAUAGAUGGAUUUACGAAAGGAAGUGCUAUUUGUGAUGCUAUGGCAGGAGUUGGUCCCUUCGUCAUUCCGGCUGGCAAGAAGGGGUGCAUUGCCUUUGCGAAUGACCUUAAUCCUGAUAGCUAUGAGUAUUUGAAAGAAAACAUUGUGAAGAAUAAAGUGCGAAAUGUUGUCUUUCCGUAUAACUUGGAUGGUGCCGAGUUUAUUAAAAAUUCACCCAAGCUGUUGAUGGAUUUUGCCAAGAAACAUAAUUCUACUAAACUGACAAUUCAUGCUAAUGGACAUGCCAAGAGAAGGAAAGUGAUUAAAAAGCUGACUGAUUAUCAACUACCUAUAAUCCACGUCUAUCAUUUUGAGAAGUUUUCACCUACCGAAGUACCCGAGCCUACAGACGAUGAUUUGCAUAGAAGAGUGCAUGAAAAGCUAAUUCAUUACUUGAACUACGACAUUAAGUUCGAGGAAUUGUCUUUCCAUACCGUGCGGAAAGUUGCACCAACAAAACCAAUGUUUUGCGUAUCUUUCCGUCUUCCUGAAGAGGUUGCAUUUGCCCAAUAA